Molecule: messenger RNA, 1450 nt
Organism: Aspergillus homomorphus CBS 101889
Lineage: Eukaryota; Fungi; Ascomycota; Eurotiomycetes; Eurotiales; Aspergillaceae
Product: pantoate--beta-alanine ligase PAN6
Exons: 2
Coding region: 242-1360 (372 amino acids)
Biological process (GO): pantothenate biosynthetic process
Molecular function (GO): pantoate-beta-alanine ligase activity
Source: RefSeq, a predicted model, not a curated record
AUUUCAUCAUGCCAUGGUUCCGGGAUGGACCGCAGAGCAUCCAUGCGAUCUUUUCCACAUGGUUGAAGUGCUGUUCUUGCUGUCAACAUCACCUCUUUCUGUUGGCCACUCACAGUCACUAUACUUUGUGAGUGAGUAGGCAGCUGCUCCACAGCGGGGACACAGAAGAAGAAGAAGAAGCAUUUCGCCGCGGCCAACCGACCUCAAGAAAACCACCUACCAGACACCCAACACUCACACCAUGUUCACCUGGCGACGGCAAUUUUCACAAACCGCAACCCUCCUCAAAACCGCCGCCAUGGCAUCCUCCACCCCGAAUACGAAAGCACACUCCUUCCAAGUCAUCCGCGACGUACCACCCCUCCGCACUCUGCGACGAGAGCUCCUUCUCUCAAACCGCACAGUAGGCCUCGUGCCGACAAUGGGGGCACUACACGAAGGCCACCUCUCCCUAAUCCGCCAAGCGGCCGCCGAAAACACGGACGUGAUCGUGAGCAUCUUCGUGAACCCGACGCAAUUCGGGGUAAACGAGGACCUAUCGAGCUACCCACGGACAUGGGACAGCGACGUGGCGCAACUGGAGGCGCUGAAUGCCGAACUAGCCACACAGCAAACCCAGACCCCAAACGAAAACCCACGUGGAAAAAUCACAGCGGUGCUCGCGCCGACCGCGCAAACGAUGUACCCGACGCUUCCGCCGUCGUCCGCAGAGGACGGCGACGGGUCGUUCGUGACGAUCACGCCCAUCGCCCGGAAGCUGGAGGGGGCGGCGCGGCCGGUGUUCUUCCGCGGGGUGGCGACGGUGUGCAUGAAGCUGUUCAAUAUCGUGGGCGCGGACCGCGCGUAUUUUGGCCAGAAGGACGUGCAGCAGACGGUCGUUGUGCGGCGCAUGGUGGCGGAUUUCCACGUGCCGACUGAGAUCAAGAUCGGGCCGACUGUGCGCGAGCAGGACGGUCUGGCGAUGAGCUCCCGGAAUGUCUAUCUCGGUGCUCGUCGCCGCGGCGUUGGGCUUGUGCUUUUCCGUGCGCUCAAGGCUGCGGAGGAGAAGUACGCUGCGGGCUCGUUGCGGCGGGGUGAGAUACUCGAUGCGGCGAAUCGCGUCACGCAACGGGUGCUGGCUGAGCAGCAGGGUUUGGGCCCGGCGGAGCGCGCCCUGUUCGAGGUCGAUUACAUCUCGCUGGCGGAUCCGGAUACCCUGGACGAGCUCGAUACCGUCGACCCGCGCCGUGGCGCGAUUCUGAGCGGUGCGAUCAAGAUGGCCCCGCUGGAGGAGUCGACGCCCGGCGAGGACUGCGGGCUGGGCGAAGGCAAGGUGCCUGUGCGACUGAUCGAUAACCUAAUUUUCCCGCCGCGAGAGUAGACUUUUGUGACUUUUGGUGGCGCAGGAGCUACAAUGUUUAUACCCGGAUGUCGAUAAACUGUUGAAUAAAAUGUAGACUACAUAUAUCAC